AGGUAAAUGUUCAAUAUAUAUUAUUUUGUUCCGCUCGUUUUAACACGAAACACUCUCCUGCUGAUCAAGACGCGCCUGCUACCGGCACGCAGUUCAAAAACGGGAAGCGGAGUGAUACAAUACACACGAUCGUUGUCGCUAGUUGUCAAACCAAGGGAGGGUAGGCUACCUGAGCGGACAAGUCGCGUAGGUUGGGAAUUAAUAUAGAAAUUGGAGCAUAUAAAUGUCAUUUGAUGUGCUGAAAUGACAGUUUUCAAUGCGGGAUCUAUAUCAUUCAGUUGAUUACAGCUGUUCCAUUGCAACAGCUGCUGAUGUUUUUUUCCGUUUGUUCUCUUGGACGAUAAAAAGAUGAUCAUUGUAGUACUUCGUUACAGUGCCUAAGUUGUCAGUGAGCUGUCGGGGCGUGGCGGCAUGCGAUCCCCCUGAGCAAGACAGCGUCCUCCAGAGGUGACAGCAGGGAGGACAGGCAGCAGGAUGCCAGUGCAGGCGGCCCAGUGGACAGAGUUCCUCUCCUGCCCCAUCUGCUACAACGAGUUUGACAGCAGCGGCCACAAGCCCAUCAGUCUGGGCUGCUCGCACACUGUGUGUAAGACCUGUCUCCACAAGCUGCACCGCAAGGCCUGUCCGUUCGACCAGACAGCCAUCAACACUGACAUCGACCACCUGCCAGUCAACAGUGCCCUGCUACAGCUGGUGGGAGCUCAGGCUGUGGAGUCCCAGGCUGUGACUCUGAGCAGUGCUGUGGAGGUAGGGCACUAUGAGGUGUGCAGGGUGUGUGUGGAGGAGCUGGCUCUCUAUCUCAAACCCAUCAGUGGAGAAAAAGGUGUGGUGACCCUCAGUCCGAGCGUGCUCAGUCGGCCCAUGCAGAGGAAGCUGGUGACACUCGUCAACUGUCAGCUGGUGGAGGAGGAGGGGCGGUUGCGGGCGGUGCGGGCGGGCAGGUCGCUAGGGGAACGUACCGUCACAGAGCUCAUCCUGCAGCACCAGAACCCACAGCAGCUCUCUGCUAACCUGUGGGCCGCCGUCAGAGCACGGGGAUGCCAGUUCCUGGGGCCUGCCACGCAGGAGGAUGCUCUGAAGCUGGUACUGUUGGCGCUAGAGGACGGCUCAGCUCUGUCCAGGAAAGUUCUUGUCCUUUUUGUGGUCCAGAAGCUGGAGGCUCGGUUUCCUCAGGCCUCCAAAACCUCCAUAGGACAUGUGGUCCAGCUACUCUACAGGGCCUCCUGCUUUAAGGUGACCAAGCGUGACGAGGACUCGUCGCUGAUGCAGCUAAAGGAGGAGUUCCGUGCGUACGAGGCGCUGCGUCGCGAGCAUGACGCCCAGAUCGUACACAUCGCCAUGGAGGCGGGGCUCCGUAUCUCCCCUGAACAGUGGUCCUCUCUGCUCUAUGGAGACCUCAUCCACAAGUCACACAUGCAGUCUAUCAUCGACAAGCUCCAGUCUCCAGAGUCCUUUGCAAAGAGUGUCCAGGAGCUGACGAUAGUUCUACAGAGAACAGGAGACCCAGCCAAUCUGAACAGCCUCAGACCACACCUGGAACUACUGGCCAACAUCGACCACAACCCAGAUGCAGCGGCGGCUCCGUGGUGGGAGGAGCUGGAGAGUGUGAUGCUGGCGGUGAAGGUGGUCGUUCAUGGUCUGGUUGAGUUUAUACACAACUUCAGUAGGAAGAGCCAUGAGACAGCACAGCCGCAGCCCAACAGCAAAUAUAAGACCAGUAUCUGUCGAGACCUCCGGCAGCAGGGUGGCUGUCCCCGAGGAUCCAACUGCACCUUCGCACACACACAGGACGAGCUAGAGAAGAACAGAAUGAGAAACAAGAAGAUCAGUGGCGUGGGCCGGCCCUUCCUCCUGGCCCAGGGGAGUAUGGGUAGUGGUCUGAGUAUGGAGGGGGGCGACUCAGGAGAAGAGGCCUGCACUGGGGACCUGAAGAGCUCAGACAAUGAGGGGUCAGGGUCCCUAAAGGAGGGGGCCACACCCUCCCAGCUCAUGCCCAGGGGAGAGGAUAUGAUGGAGGAGAUGAAGAGGGAGAGGUCUGUACUUAACGGAUCCACAGGCUCCAGCCGAUCCUCAUCUGGCUCUAUGGAACAGAAGUCUAUUUCUCCUCCAAAGACACCAGUCAAUUCCUCCUCAGCUCCUUCUCCCUAUGGCCCCGGGUCUAGACUAGAGUGUGACUCUGCACACCCCAAACAGCACCUAAUGAUAAGACCCCUUCCUCAGCCCCCUCCCCACCAACCUCAGUCCUCUGAACUGUGUUACCAGGACCCCCAACCUCCCUACGACGUGCAGCCCUACCAGCCAGCCAGUAACUACUACCCCUCUGCGAUACACCACCACAAACCCUGCGUGGCUCGCUUCCUCCGUUCCAGCCACGUCCCAGAGUCCUCUCUGCCUCCCUCCAUGGCCCCUCUGUACUCAGAGCAGUAUCCCUCCUUGCCCCCACCACGGGAGCACGCUGGUCCCUCUCCCUACGGUCCCCCAUCGGUCUCCCAGUACGGGCCCCUGGCCCCAGCCCACCGUGGCUACGCUCCCCUGUAUGACAGCCGGCAUAUGUGGAGGCCCCAGCUGUACCACCGAGAGGACGCCAGGAGUAACUCGCUGCCUCCCGAGGUGCUGCACUCCUCUGUGUACCAGCCCCCCCUUCGAGAGAGAUACGCCUCCCUGGACAGCCCCUACUGCUCAGCGGGGGAGCACAGAGCAGCACUGCACAGGAACUCUUAUGGGCGUUUUCCUCUUGGAUGCGAGGAUCUGUUCAGGCGGAAACAGGAGCAGUGGGCACACCAUCACCACGGCAACGUGAACAGGCUCUCCCAGUCCUCCCCUGUCUUCACCGUAGACUUUGGUGCAGAGCAUGAUGACGGUUGUGGUGGUCAGUGUAUGAACUGUAAGUUCCGUGGAGAGGAGAAUCUGUCCCACUACUCUCCCUGGUCCUGUGGAACCAUCAGCCCCUUUGAACCAGAGCAUCACAAGGCCUCAGCUCACUCCCGCUCCGAAAACUUAGAAGUAGACAAUGGUGAAAGGACGCGGUGGCUACACACGUUUGAUCCCUACCGCCAUCUGAAAGACGAGGACCCCAAGGGGCCCAUCAUACCGUUUGGAGAAGGGCCUAUCAUCUCCAAAUGGGGGGUGAUAUCCCGCGCCUCCCGUACAGGAUACCACACCACCGACCCGGUCCAGGCCACAGCCUGCCAGGGAAGCAACAGCACCAUCCCCAUCAACUUCAGAGAUUAUGGUCCACACAUCGGCCAUGGGGACUACAGGUGGAGCUCCGGGGGGUCUGACUCUUCCAGCCACUCCAGUUUCCUAGAGGGUGAACAGCUAGCCGCCCUUCGGCGGUCCUUCAGCAGUGGAGAGAAGGCUGGUGCAGGACGCAUGCUGCAGACUGACUACUGUAAAGACACGACACAGCAUCAACUGGACAGAGACGUAGAACUGGAGCUGUCUGUACUAGACGUAGAGGACACUGUCCUGCAGGACAACAGUCAACAGUCUGAGAAGCCCCUGGAGCUGAGAGAGACCCACCUCCUCACCCCUCCCAGCAGUGAACCCCAGAGGACACAGACAGACAAGCUGUCAGCAGACAAGAUGGAAGCUCAACUGCUGAAGAAGAUGGCCUUCAGGAGGUCUCUCUCCCCUGGAGGUCUGGGCUCAGGAGGCCUCAGCGUGGGGAAGCUGAUGAUGAGGACCGGCCCUCUGAGACUGGGGGACAUGGGCCCUUGCCCUAACACAGGUCCUGAGAUGCUGCUGAACGGGAACUGAGAGGGCAAACACACCAACCGCCACGCCUGGGGGUCCCGAAGGUGGUCCCGAAGGUGGUCCCGGCCGGGGGUCCCGAAGGUGGUCCCGGCCGGUGGUCCCGAAGGUGGUCCCGAAGGUGGUCCCGAAGGUGGUCCCGGCCGGUGGUCCCGAAGGUGGUCCCGGCCGGUGGCCCCGAGCAGUGGUCCCGAAGCGGUGGUACCGGCCCAGCGCUACACAGCUCCUACACCUGCUGUCACAGUAACAUCUUAGGGUUGUAUAGGCCUGUAUCAUCAGACAGCGAUAAGGUUUCACCCCACUAAUAUCACCAGUCUGAGGGCAUAUUAUAUACAGUAUGCUACUUUAGACCACAGGUAGUGUUGUUUCAAACAUGACAAAGAGAGGUGUAUAGUUCAGACACACACACACACACACACACCAGUAGCCUGCGUCGCAUUUACUCUUUUCUCAUCUUGGCAGGGUCUUUUUUUGAUCAAGUGUUUGUUUGGGUGUGCUGCUCGCUCUCCACUUCCUAUAAUGAUGGGGAUUAUGGUGUUUAUCAUGCUUCACAUGGCAUCCAAUAGUUUUCUUUUUGUUAGUUCUACAAUGUUUCCAAGGUAACAAAGGUGUUCAGCACUAUGGUGUGUGUGUAUGCGAUCAGCAUCUGUUGACAUUGAGCUGAUGACAAUAACAGCACAUUACUAUGCAUUUGUAGUCAUAGGAAGGAUAUUUGCCUCUCGAAAAAUUCAAAGUCUUUACUUUGAAAAAAUAGCGCUAAUUGAACAGGGUUUGUAGGUCUUAAAAGAGGACGAUGAACAGGAAGAGAUGGAGGAUACCAAUACUAGAUGUCGCUCUAGUCCAAACUCCCAUCUACUUUAGACAUUGUAGUAGCCUAUCAAAGGUUCCUAAGGCUUGGCCGUGUUAUCCUGUGUGACGUGUCAUUUGUUGGUCUCAAGCAUUUCAUAGAUGAGAUUCAAGACGAUGACGAUCAAUCCGAUGUCACGGCACUCACGUGUAUGCACAACUGUGGCCUUUUAGUUAUGUUGGUAAAAUAUCUCUUCAUAUUUAGUCUCCACCAUGGGGUUAAUACGUUAACAGCAAAUAGUAAAACAUGUAUCAACAAUCCUUGAUAUAUUCAACAGAUUUCAGUAUUCAGUGGUUCUGGCACCAUCAUGUAUUGCCAUCCUCUGUGCAACUGCAGCCAGGGAUUGAAUUAUAGUGAUCUGCUGUGAUGAAAUGAUACGUCAUACUUACAGAUAUCUGUACACUGUAAUCACAUGACAUAUACUCACAAUGUAAACUGGUUGUUGCAGCUCUUUUUGGUUCUGUGUAUCAAACUCAUAACCUGUGUUUACUAUGACAGAUUGUCAACAAACCACCAGGUGAUUAUUGUGUUGCCUCAUGCUGUCUUUGUUUAGUUCUGUCCCUGUUCAAACUUUUCACUAAAGUUUUGUUAUUUUCUUUGAAGCAUUGCUAACUUCCGUGAAGUUGUUUGUCAAAGUAUUGUGUAUCGGGAUCUCUGUUUUGUUUCGUUGUUGGUCGUCAUUUUUUGGGAAGAAAUGAAACCGAUCCAUCAGUCUGUCUCUAUAUUCAUGUUUCGAGCAGUCUUUUCACUGCUGGUUAACGGUCUAACGAAUACAGACCAUCGUCAUUAUGUGAUCGCUACCGAGGGUCAUGCAUUGGCCUAAAAGGGUCCGUGUUAUUUUACUGCAGUUUUGUGCACUGAAUGUUCUGUUUUGCUGUCUUCUCCUGCCUUUGGGGGUGAAGAUAUUCGGGUGACGCUAUGUGUUAACUUGCAGCACUUAGAUAAACUCUCCUAUUUAUAAUAGGGUUUAUUUUGUUACGGUCUGAAAGGAAGCAGACAGGCUAAGUGAGACAACUUGACCAGUGAUUGAUAAUUCUUAAGGACUGCCCCAUACAUAUAUAGUCAUACAGUAUAUCCAUUCUCUAAGCAUUACUGACAGGCUACUGUAUUUCUGUUGCUCUUCUGUUCCUGUUUCAGACUUUGACUUAAGAAAUUGUCUUAGUGGCAUAUUGUGUACAAUCAAUCAGCGGAGUCCAUUGUUGUCUAAUGGUGGACAGGGCCCUUUAGGGGAUGGGGGCCUUUGGGUAUAAGAUGUGGGCAGGACCAGGGAGUCUAAGGUUUAGAACCUGGUCAAGUUCAAGGGUAGUGUUGUGAUUCUAGACCAAUCUAUCUGGCUCCUGUAGUUUAGAUGUGUUCCAGCAGGGAGUGCUAGAGCCUAGUCUCUGCAGCCCUUAGUGAUGGAGGAUUUAUGUUGCUAAGCUACUGAUAAAGGGUUUACUCAUUACGCUGAUUCUGUUGCAGGAAGCAAACGGAACCAAACGAGGAGGGACAGACCUGAAUUUGUACAAUAGAAACUCUCAUUUUAGUUGCAAAACGUAAUAUUUUGCAACUGUUUGGCUAAUGAUUACACCCCUGAACACAUCUUCAGCACUGAAUAUUAUGGGUCAUGAGUGCAAAUAUUUACAUUAAUGAAUAUAGUUUAAUGUAACUUUUCACCACAUAAAUGCGCUAAGGAGGGAUUUAUAAUUUGCUAUAAUGUGUUAGUAUUAGUAUAGUAUUACCCAGUUGGGAAGGGAAUGGGCACAUUUAAGAACAGUUAUGUAGGUAGAGUUCCCAGAGUGUUCCAGUGCCUGUCUAAUGACUCACUGGUGUAAUGAUCUGAUCGCACUGCACUUUCCACGUCAUCAUUGCAAGAUGUUCUUACUACCCACUAUCCAGCCAGUGCCCCCAGGUCAUGCAUGCUAGUCCCUCUUGUUGUCAUGGCGAAGGAGGAAGUACAUGAUUCUGUAGUUGUGAUACAACACACCCAGCGAUGUAAGUGUUCUGCACAUGCCCACUGUGUGGCCACGCCAAGUAUUUUAGCCUGCCUGCAGCAUCUGACUGCAGCAUCACUGCAGCAUCUGACUGCAGCAUCUGACUGUUUACUGCUUCUGAAGUGCUUUAUUAUUGAUAACGAUCUAUGUAUUAUUACUUACUACCAUCAUUGGUUGAGUUGUAGUACUUCACUCUGGAUAAGUCAAGUCUGCUUCUUCAGUUGAAUUUUGAACAUUUUCUGAAUAGUCAAAGUUAGCCGAGGAUGGUCUUGUAAGGUGAAAACAUUUGCCUGUUUGUCAAUUGUACAACUAUGACGGAACUGAUGUUUGAAUAUUUAUGUCUGUAUUAGACAUUUUCUUAGCAAAUCUAUUGUUGGAUUGAAAUGUAAAUGAAAUACAAGACGGUGCACACAUCCAUUAUUAUUGUACACGGCUGGCACCAUCGUUAGAUGGACUAACUGCUCGUUUAUACAACAAAAUGUAAUCAGAUAUUUCAAUAAAUACUGAUAUAGAGGGACAAAUAAAGGUUUCAGAAUGAUGAAACUGGCUGAGACAGCAUAAAAAAAUGUCUAAAUGAAUAAUAUGUAUUCCAUUUAUUUCAUUUGAAAUAUCACUUUGUGAAAGGUUUCCCUGCAUUGCAAGGCAAUACCCUGAACCGUAUUCUUAGUUUGAAGUAUUGAUUGUGUUCAGAUGUGACCUGCCAACUGCCUGACCUGUUGGUUGUCUUUGUGUGCUAUUUGCUCCUGCACUGACAGCUUGGCCAAGCAGAAUACUCCGAUACUUUUUUGAUGGACCAGGCAGACCUGUGAAAUCAGAGGGAGAUGUCAGUACCUGAAACUUUGCAUGCUACAAUAAAUGAAAAACAAACACAAAA
Molecule: messenger RNA, 7447 nt
Organism: Oncorhynchus masou masou (cherry salmon)
Lineage: Eukaryota; Metazoa; Chordata; Actinopteri; Salmoniformes; Salmonidae
Product: roquin-2-like
Exons: 20
Coding region: 475-3759 (1094 amino acids)
Biological process (GO): ubiquitin-dependent protein catabolic process; nuclear-transcribed mRNA catabolic process, deadenylation-dependent decay; protein polyubiquitination
Cellular component (GO): cytoplasmic stress granule
Molecular function (GO): metal ion binding; ubiquitin protein ligase activity; mRNA binding
Source: RefSeq, a predicted model, not a curated record